Bubalus bubalis (water buffalo) is the source of this 1814-nucleotide messenger RNA. It is a transcript of the gene RIPPLY3, whose product is annotated as ripply transcriptional repressor 3. The transcript is spliced from 4 exons. Bases 754 to 1293 code for a protein of 179 amino acids. The record is from RefSeq and is a predicted model, not a curated record. Gene Ontology annotation, biological process: negative regulation of transcription by RNA polymerase II; embryonic pattern specification. Gene Ontology annotation, cellular component: nucleus. NCBI's taxonomy places the organism in Eukaryota, Metazoa, Chordata, Mammalia, Artiodactyla, Bovidae.
GCCACCUCCGGUCCCAAGGCCCCCAAGGCGAGAAGGGUGCGAGAGGUCUGUCGGCCGCCUUCCGCCGCCUGGAAGCGAAGCUGCAGCCCCAUCGCCAGUUUCCGCAUCCCAGUCGGUGCGUCCCCGGCGCCCGCGGUCCAGCCCCGAAGGCAGGGCGGGUCCACAGGCUUCGGUAACCGCUCCUCCCGCCCCAGCCCCGAACCCCGCGGCCGCUUUAACAGCCGUGGACGUGAGAAUUUUCCACCAAUCUGGAGACCUAGAUGCUGGCGCAGGAACCAAAACCCGAGGGCCGCGGAGAGGCCAGAAGGGCGAGAAGCCAGGGAUCCCGCCUUUCGAGCACCGGGAGCGGGGAGACCCCUGGGCGAAGACCCCCUUCCCCGUGCCCACCACGUGCCCCCCUCUUGCCCCCCUCUCCAGGCGUCCCGGGUCACUUCCCGCCGUCCCCUCCCCAGCUUCCUCGCCCCUGCCCCUGGCGACCCUCCCGGGGUUUCCUGUGUCCCCCGCCCCCACGCCCUUGCCCCCUGGGCGUCCCGAGUCCGCUCCUUGGCCUGGUCCCCCCGCCUCCCAGGACCUUCGCUCGUCCCCUCCCGGAGUUUCUCCGGUGUGCACCCCACCCUCUCCCGGGUCUCCGUGUCCCCUCCCCGCCCCGCCCCCGUUUUUAAACCUGGCGCCGAGCGCGCGGGUCGGGGAGCGCCCUCGCCGGAGCGGUUAAAGGCGCGGCCGAUCGCGGGCGCCGCGUCUUCCGAGGGCACCAUGAGACCCGAGGCGGCGGCCGGAGCCCCGGAGGCGAGGGGACGCGUCUGUCACUGCGUCGGGGACGGUCCCCGGGGACCACCGGCGCCGCGCGGGCCCGAGAGCCAAACUCCAUGGAGACCUUGGACCCUGACCCCUCAGGAAGCUGAGCCCACCAGAACUGGAAGUGAGCUUGAGCCUGGGGGUGAUCAAGAAACCUUUGGAUCGAAGGGGGCCUUUGGGUUUCAGCAUCCUGUCAGACUCUACUUGCCCAUUUCUAAGCGUCAAGAGUAUCUGCAGAGCUCCGGGGAGAAGGUGCUGGCCAGUUUCCCCGUGCAAGCCACCAUCCACUUCUACAAUGACGAGUCUGAGUCAGAGGAGGAGCUGGAGGAAGACACCCAGCUCUCCGCCCUGCAGUGCGAGGAGGUGGCAGAUGGCUCAGAGAGGAAGGCCAGAGAUGGGGCCGCAAACCCGGCGCGGCGGCCCGGGGGCCUCGAUGGAAAGGGUCCACCCCCCGACCCUGACUCCCCCGAGGCUGCUGCCUGCCCCUCAUGCGUGUAAGUCUGUCUCUCCUGCACCUGCCCACCUCGCACGUGCCCUGAGGACAGCCCUGCGGGACAGUUGCCCCAGGACACUUCGCGUUUCCACUGGGCGUACAAGGACUUGACUGCCUUUGGCCAGCACUCCACCAGCCCCCAGGAUUUGGCUUUUACUCAUCCUCCUCUGAGUGAUUCUUUGCGUCUCAUUCAGAGCUUCGAGAGAGGAUUCUAGAUCCAAGAUGUCUGCAUUAAUGCAGGUUGUUACCUGGUAGGGCCGGCCUUCAAAGCACACCCAGCACUGUCACUGUGCCGAUUAAAUGACAAAUCAUUCCAUAUUGAUUAGUACCCCACCCUUGCCUCUCACUUAACCUGAGACCCCUCAUUUGGCUACGUCCACAUUUGUAAACAAAGGUCCCAGCAGUCAAAGCUACGGUUUCUCUGGUAGUUAUGUACAGAUGUGAGAAUUGGACCGUGAAGAAAAUUGAGUGGCAAAGAAUUGAUGCUUUUGAACUCUGGUGCUGGAGAAGACUCUUGAGAGUCCCU